AUGGCGUUCCGUAAGAUGGACGACCGACGUCAAAUGCUACGAAACGAGGCUGUCCAUGCGGCACUCCAAAUCAGACCAUCGCGCUCUCGAGCCGCGAGCACUUUCCUGCUUGCAAGAGCUUUCCUGCUGUCAGGCACAGUUUGGGUGCGCCUUCCUCCAGUGCUGGUCGCACCUGCCAAGGCCGGAACCAAACCCAACACAGCAAGUUCUUUACUGGAAAUCACUACAUCGUAUGGUUUGGGGCAGGAUGGACCCCAACGACGCCCACUUGCGCACUCAUUUGCGCUCAAACACAUCUGA
Sporothrix schenckii 1099-18 is the source of this 300-nucleotide messenger RNA. RefSeq lists its product as uncharacterized. The record is from RefSeq and is a predicted model, not a curated record. The coding region runs from base 1 to 300 and encodes 99 amino acids. Lineage: Eukaryota; Fungi; Ascomycota; Sordariomycetes; Ophiostomatales; Ophiostomataceae. The transcript has a single exon.